Molecule: messenger RNA, 2377 nt
Organism: Anguilla rostrata (American eel)
Lineage: Eukaryota; Metazoa; Chordata; Actinopteri; Anguilliformes; Anguillidae
Product: pleckstrin-like
Exons: 9
Coding region: 118-1176 (352 amino acids)
Biological process (GO): actin cytoskeleton organization; intracellular signal transduction
Cellular component (GO): plasma membrane
Source: RefSeq, a predicted model, not a curated record
CGGGACAUUGAGAAGUAACCAACAGCCAGUCAGAGGAGGCUGGGCUGGCUGACAGAGCUGCAGUGAACCCACCCGCACAUUCCUCAUUCUGAAGAGGUGCUCAGGACUAGCAGACGCAUGGAGCCUAAGCAGAUCAGAGAGGGCUACCUGGUCAAAAAGGGGACAGUGUUGAACUCAUGGAAGGUUGUGUGGGUGGUACUGUCGGACGAUGGGGUGGAGUUCUAUAAGAAGAAGACAGACAGCAGUCCUAAAGGAAUGAUUCCACUGAAGGGAACCACUCUCACCAGCCCCUGCCAAGACUUCAGCAAGAGAACGCUGGUUUUCAAGCUCACUACCGCAAAGAACCAGGACCAUUACUUCCAGGCCACUCACUUGGAGAACAAAGAAGUCUGGAUCAAAGACAUCAAAAGCGCCAUCACAUGUCUGCAAGGGGGCAAGAAGUUUGCCAGGAAGUCCACUCGGCGGUCUAUCCGCUUGCCAAGCACUGUCAAUCUGAGUGAGCUGUACGUCUUGAUGAAAGACCAGAACACAGGAGUGAAGGAACUGACAGUGGAGAAGGACAAGAAAACAUUCACCCACUGUUUCACAGGCAGCACGGUGAUCGACUGGCUGGUCUCAAACGAGCGGGUGAGGAACCGUGAGGAGGGGCUGAUGCUGGCCACGGGGCUCCUGAACGAAGGCUUCCUCCAGCCGGCCGGCGAGCUGUCCAAGAGGGCGGCCGAGGGGGCGGCCGAGUCUGCCCUGCUGGACCAGCCGGACGCGCUCUACUACUUUGCGGACAGUGGCUUUUUCAGUGAAGGGUACUCCAGUGACGAGGAUGUCAUUGUGAAGGUCGAGUUCAGGGGUGCGAUCAUAAAACAAGGUUGCUUACUGAAACAGGGACAUCGGAGAAAAAACUGGAAGGUGCGGAAAUUCACCCUCAGAGAUGACCCUGCCUACAUGCACUACUACGAUCCUGCCAAGGGUGAGGACGAACCCCUGGGGUCCAUUCACCUGAGAGCUUCAGUUGUGACUGCCGUGGAGUAUGUCCCAGAUGCUAAGAAGUACGACGUGGUUGGAAAUCUGUUUGAGAUCAUCACGUCAGAUGAAACCCACUAUUUCCUGCAGGCAGCCACUGCAGAUGAGCGUAAAGAGUGGAUCAAUGCCAUUCAGACUGUGUCCAAGACUGGGAAAUAGUCACUGCCCUGAAACUACUCUUCAUCGACAUGACUAUCAAUACAUUAAGAUACACUAUGCGACCAAAAGCAUCUGGACACCCCUUGGUCUGGGGCUGUUUUUCAUGGUUUGGGCAAGGCCCCUUAGUUCCAGUGAAGGCAAAUCUUAAUGCUACAGCAUACAAUCACAUUCUAGAUGAUUAUGUUCUUCCCCAACAGUUUGGUAAGUCCCUUUCCUGUUUCAGCAUGACAGUACUCCCGGGCACACAGUGAGGUCCAUAUAGAAAUGGUUUUGUUGAGAACGGUGUGGAAGAACUUGAGUGGCCUGACCUCAACCCCAACCAUCGAUUGGGAUCGAUUGGAAAGCCAGCUAUGAGCCUGGCCUAAUAGCCCAAACAGUGCCCGUCCCCACUAAAGCUCUUCUGUCUGAAUGGAAGUAAAUCCCUGCAGCAAUGCUCCAACAUCUAGUAUAAAGCCUUCACAGAAGAGUGGAGGUUGUUAUAGCAGCAAAGGGUAGACCAACCCCAUAUUAAUGCCCAUAAUUUUGGAUGAGAUGUUGGAUGUCAGGUGUCCACAUACUUCUGGCCAUGUAGUGUACAUAAAUAUUAAUCAUGAAGUGAAGUAUAAUGUCAAUGUAAUAUACAGUAUACACACACACAAACUUAUAUUUGAUAUUUGCACAUUACAAAUUAUAUCUGUCUGUACACAGAUGUGCAGUGGCGGAAAGAUGUUUCUGUACUGUUUGCUAAAUAUACUCAUGAAUAAAGUUGGAUAUCAGUAUUAAAAGACACAUGUUUCAACCAUGAAAACAAUUUGGAAGGAACUACAUCUUUCUUGGGCGUGGUACUGUUGCAUUUACUGCUGUAGAAGCGACUUACUCGGGCCUCUGGUGUGGUUAAAAGGCACAGAGGAUAUGUUCGGUAAGGUGUGAAUGUGUUGUGGUUUUGUGUUUUCUUGUAAAAGACAUGCAAUGCACUAAAUGUUAUACUGGAUGUAUAAUGCACUAACCAUUCAAUUGUCCAUUACAGUGUGUGACACACAUAUAAUGGCAAGAUGGUUUGAAUUAGGCCUAAUACAAAAUAAUUUGUAAAACAUCAUUUUAAGUUACAGUACAACAGAUAACAUUCCCAGUUUAUUUGCUUGCUCGAAUGUAAUUUAUACCAUUAGUUUGCUGCUUGGAUACCAGGUAUAUACUGUAGCACAACAAAACCCUUUUAUAAGUG